Messenger RNA from Tripterygium wilfordii, 2654 nucleotides. RefSeq names its product probable glucan 1,3-beta-glucosidase A. Gene Ontology annotation, biological process: actin filament bundle assembly; carbohydrate metabolic process; establishment or maintenance of cell polarity. Bases 1280 to 2578 code for a protein of 432 amino acids. The transcript has 9 exons. The record is from RefSeq and is a predicted model, not a curated record. Gene Ontology annotation, molecular function: hydrolase activity, hydrolyzing O-glycosyl compounds; actin filament binding. Gene Ontology annotation, cellular component: cytoplasm; actin cytoskeleton. Lineage: Eukaryota; Viridiplantae; Streptophyta; Magnoliopsida; Celastrales; Celastraceae.
UGAUGGCAUUCCCAAUGGUGACAUGCUGGAUGGCACACAGAUCCAACUAAAAUCUGUUACGUUGCAAAAGUAUGUAUCUGCAGAGAAUGGGGGUGGCAUGGGCGUUACUGCAGAUAGAGAUACUGCUUCCUCAUGGGAAACUUUCAGGGUAAAUUUCCUGACCAAUCAUCGAUCUUAAUGUGUGCAUAUGAUCUCCUAUGAUGUGUAUAUGGAUUUGUUAAAUUUACUGGUUUAUAAAUUCUUAUUCACUGAGAUAGUUUAGCUAUUUUAGUUUUUUUGGUUUCUCCUUAUUUAGAUUUCAGAUAGGCACAUGGCAUUUUUGUUAUGCUGUGAGUUGAAGUUCAUAAAUAAUGCAAUAAAUUUAUUCAAUUGCGGUGUUAAAAGAAUCCAAUCAGAAUUUUGUUGAAAUUGAUGCUUGCCUAGGUGCUAGCUUGUGAAGUUGAAGAAAACUUGAAUAGCAUUUGAUCUGUUUUUUCAUGAUUGUGAACUGAAAAUUUUGUUCAGUUUUGUUAAGAUAGAGGUGGUAAAUGAUGAUGAUCUUAUCAGUGAGUUGAAGCCAUUUGUUGCAUUUGAAUAUUAAUAUGUAGAUGGGACCACAUCUCAGAUUAAUGCAACUUAAUGAAGCUUUUUGUUAAAUCAUUUUGUAUAUGUUGGGUGCUUAACUAUAAUGCUACAGUUAGCCUAUAUCAGACACCUAAAGGUGGACUCUAUUAGAGAGAUCUGAUGGUGUAUGGUUUAACCUUUCUAUUGGCGAUGCUUACUGAAUCUAGAAAUCCAUUUACUUUGACUAAGAAGUUCAUUGUUUAGUACUUUAGUUCCUACAAUUGUCCUACUUGAUCAAUAACAUCAAUCGCAACCUACAAGGGUGCGUUGUAUUGAAAACUGCAUUCAAAGCUUAAGCGGCCUUGUUUGUGAGGAGGUCUGCUAGAUAUGAUAAAGCAUUGUCUGGUCUGUUCUGUCAAGCUUAAACUCAUCUGAUAGUUCUCUAAUAUGAUGCUCAUUGAUCUUAUUUGUAUUCACUAAUUAGUAAUCUAAUUCAGUUAUGUUUUUUGAAAGAUUAAGACCGAUUCUCCUCCCUGUUUUUGUUGUUUAUAUAUUGAUAUAUAGUAUUUUGCCUGUAUAUUAACUUAUCCUUUUCAUCCCAUCUCCAUUAUUUUGAGGAGUGAUGCAAUGUAAGAUUGAAUUAGGAGACAUUCAAGCACCAUGUUGUGGUGUCUGAUUGGAGACCGGUUCUGCAGAAGCUAGGGAUCCUUGAAUAAUUGUUAUCCAUGCUAGUUGUAUGAAACUGUUAUGGCGAAUUUCUCAAUCAGAAUUUCAGUUGCGUACUGCACAAGGCAACUUUCUGGCAUGUGCUGGUGAAGGGUGCUCAGUAGAUGCAACAGUGAAUUCGUCUUCAGCAGCAGAAACAUUUUACAUUGAAAGGAAUAACAACAGUAGAAUUCACAUUAAACUAACAAGUGGGGUCUACGUGCAGGCUACUAUAGGAAAUCAGCUUACGGGAGACUAUCCAGGGAAACCAGGAUGGGAUGAUAAUGCAGCCACAUUUGAAAUGACAAUUGUCUCAAAUAACUUGCAUGGAGAUUACCAGCUUGGUAAUGGAUACGGACAUAUUGAGGCCAAAAAGGUUCUCGAGAAACAUAGAAACAGUUUCAUCACUAUGGAAGAUUUCAACUUUCUGUAUAGACAUGGAAUAAAUACUUUGAGGAUUCCGGUUGGUUGGUGGAUUGCUUUUGAUCCUGAUCCACCAGAACCCUUUAUAGGGGGGUCCUUGGAAGCCCUAGAUAAUACUUUCUUGUGGGCACAAACCUAUAAAAUAAAAUGCAUAAUUGAUCUUCAUGCUGCUCCUGGCUCACAAAAUGGUAUGGAACAUAGUGCCAGUAGAGAUGGUUCAACCGACUGGCCAACUUCUCAGGAUUACAUCUCACAGUCAUUGGAUGUAAUAGACUUUUUGGCUUCCAGGUAUGCAAGUCAUCCUGCUUUGCUGGGAAUUGAGCUCUUAAAUGAACCAUCAGCAUCCUCAGUUCCAUUAGAUAUUUUGGUUCCGUAUUACAAACAAGGCUACAAAACUGUUAGAAAAUAUUCAUCAACAGCCUAUGUGAUAAUUUGUCAAAGAAUCGGCAACGCAGAUCCACUGGAGCUCUAUCAGGCUAAUAUCGGCUCUCACAAUGUUGUAUUGGAUCUGCAUUACUACAAUCUCUUCGACACAUUCUUCGUAAAUUUGAGCAGUGUGGAUAAUAUCCUAUAUCUAUACAAGACCCGGGAAGCUCAGCUGCAGGCCCUGAACGGCGCAAAUGGUCCCCUUGUUUUUAUUGGAGAAUGGGUGAAUGAAUGGAAUGUGACAAGCGGAUUGCAGGAAGAUUAUCAAAAAUUUGGAAGGGCUCAAUUAGAGGUUUAUAAUGCAGCUUCUUUUGGAUGGGCUUAUUGGACACUCAAAAAUGACCGGAAGCACUGGGAUUUUGAAUGGAACAUCAGGAACAAUUAUCUCCAAUUCGGGAUUUCACCAAAGAGGCAAAUUUUCGAUGGUUUUGUUUUGCUUGUAUCAGUUUGUGGAUGGCUAUGUAUGCAUCAUGUGCUAUGACAAUCAAGCUGACUAGCUCCAUGAUUCAAAUAUAGAUAGAGGAAGGUGUGCCUGCACCUCGUGCCAUUCCUUCUCU